Capsella rubella is the source of this 1678-nucleotide messenger RNA. RefSeq names its product fasciclin-like arabinogalactan protein 8. The record is from RefSeq and is a predicted model, not a curated record. Lineage: Eukaryota; Viridiplantae; Streptophyta; Magnoliopsida; Brassicales; Brassicaceae. The transcript has a single exon. The coding region runs from base 172 to 1434 and encodes 420 amino acids. Gene Ontology annotation, cellular component: plasma membrane.
AUUUUAAAGGCAAAACUAACUCUAGUCAAUUUCCUAACCUUACCACGGUUAAAUAUCUAACCAUGGUUAACAAUCAUCCUUCUCUUUUAACUUCUCUCACUCUGUCUUCUCCACUUCCUCUGCUGUCUGCUCCGCACCUACACUUAAAAAAAAAACUCAAACCGUCUCAUCAUGGCGGCGUCACAGACCUUCUCACUCCUCGCCUUCGCUUUCUCCCUCCUCGCCUUCGCUUCAACCGUGAGUAGCCACAACAUCACUCAAAUCCUCGCUGAUUCCCCUGACUACUCUUCCUUCAACAGCUACCUUACUCAGACGAAGCUCGCCGACGAGAUCAACAGCCGCACGACGAUUACUGUCCUCGUCCUCAACAAUGGUGCUAUGUCUUCUCUCGCCGGGAAACAUCCACUCUCCGUCAUCAAAGGCGCUCUAAGCCUCCUCGUCCUCCUCGAUUACUACGAUCCCCAAAAACUCCACGGGCUCUCCAAAGGUACAACUCUCUCCACCACACUCUACCAAACCACCGGAAACGCUCCCGGAAACCUAGGAUUUGUCAACAUCACCGAUCUUAAAGGAGGCAAAGUCGGAUUCGGCUCCGCCGCUUCAGGUUCCAAACUCGAUUCAUCUUACACCAAAUCCGUUAAACAAAUCCCUUACAACAUCUCCAUUCUCGAGAUCGAUGCUCCGAUCAUCGCUCCCGGAGUUUUAACGGCUCCUGCUCCUUCCGCCGCCUUGUCGAACAUCACCGGAUUACUCGAGAAAGCCGGCUGCAAAACCUUCGCGAAUUUGCUUGCUUCCAGUGGAGUUCUCAAGACUUACGAAUCCGCCGUUGAAAAAGGCUUGACGGUUUUUGCACCGUCCGAUGAAGCUUUUAAAGCUGAAGGUGUACCAGAUCUGACGAAGCUCACACAAGCCGAGGUGGUCUCGCUCUUAGAGUAUCACGCCCUCGCUGAGUAUAAACCUAAAGGCUCAUUGAAGACUAACAAAAACAACAUCACCACAUUGGCCACUAACGGCGCCGGAAAAUUCGAUCUAACAACCUCAACCUCCGGCGACGAGGUUAUUCUCCACACCGGCGUUGCUCCGUCGAGACUCGCCGACACUGUGCUCGACGCGACUCCGGUUGUGAUAUUCACCGUGGAUAACGUUCUCCUCCCUGCUGAGCUAUUCGGGAAAUCUAAAUCACCUUCUCCGGCACCGGCGCCGGCACCAGAUACGGCAUCGGCACCAUCUCCGGCGGAAGGACCUUCCCCAAUCGCGGCUUCACCACCAGCACCUCCAACGGACGAUGCACCGGAUAGUGCUCCUUCAGACUCGCCGGCAGGUUCAGCAAACAGUAAGUCGAAAAACGCGGCGACUGGCGUGAACUCACCGUCAUUGUUCACCGCAUUGAUCACGUUCGCCGCCGUAACCAUCUCCGUGUCUCUCAGCCUUUGAAACCUUUUAGAAUUCUCCGUAAUUACGCAGUCUGCCACUCCCCCCCUCUUUGUUUUAUUUUUAAUUUAUUUCUAUUUUUGUGGAUUCUUCAGUGUUUGUUGAGUUUGAAAACAUUGGAUUAGUGAGUGACGUUUUUAUAUUUUGAAUCUUUUUGUUAAUCACAUUUUCAUUAUUUGCUUUCUAAGUGUUGUUGAUCUGAUUUUUAUCCUGUUGAGAUCUAUCGGCCUCCAGUUCUAUCUUUUAA